Messenger RNA from Lolium perenne, 1126 nucleotides. Its product is annotated as two-component response regulator ORR5. Gene Ontology annotation, biological process: phosphorelay signal transduction system; cytokinin-activated signaling pathway. Lineage: Eukaryota; Viridiplantae; Streptophyta; Magnoliopsida; Poales; Poaceae. The record is from RefSeq and is a predicted model, not a curated record.
AUGCGAGAGAUGCUACUGGCGCCCGAGCGUGCGUGCGUGCGGCGAGGGCGGCGUCCACCACCCACCACCGACUCCACGGCCGCGGAAAAGAUUUUACGUACCGCCGCAGCGAUCUCUGACCCGAUCCGCCGAAUCAAUCAGCUGCUUCCUUGCCGUGCUCUCUGAUCCCCUUUAUAUAUAAGCAGCGCCACACCGCCACCUCAGGUCUGGAUCGAUUGCUUUCGUGUUGAUUACCUUUGGGGGAAAGAGACACGCACAGAUAGAUCGAUCGAUGGAGGUGACGGCGGAAUGCGGACGAGGUGGAGAGGGUUGCUGCCGCGCCGGCGGUGAGGAGGCCAAGGAGAAGUACUGUGCCAAGGCCGACAGGACGGCGCAGGUGGUGCCUCUAGACGAUGCCGCGGCCCAAGAGGUGAUGCCGCCGUACGUCAUGACCGUCGACGACAGCUCCGUCGACCGCGCCCUAGUCACCGCGCUGCUCCGACGAUCCAAGUACCGAGUCACUGCCGUGGACAGCGGCAAGCGGGCGCUGGAGAUGCUAGACUCGGAGCCCAACGUGAGCAUGAUCAUCACGGACUACUGGAUGCCGGAGAUGACCGGGUACGACCUGCUCAAGAAGAUCAAGGAAUCGUCGGAGCUGAAGCAGAUUCCCGUGGUGAUCAUGUCUUCAGAGAACGUGCCCACGAGGAUCACCAGAUGCUUGGAAGAAGGCGCGGAGGAGUUUCUGCUCAAGCCCGUCAGGUCGUCGGACAUCUCCCGCAUAUCCAACCGGAUGCUGCAGUGAAACUCAACGGCGGUGUCCAGUCCGGUCGUCACCUUGUCCCUGGUUGUGCACGGACCCUGGUACGACGUAGGGAUCAAUCGAGGGAAAUCACGAGGAGUGGCCUUGAGGAAGAAGAUUUCAAUAUAACGAGGACCGGACACCUUCGAUUUGUUUGAGUGGUUCUUUGCCCGCAUUUACCUCUAGAACCAGCUGAGAUUAGUCGUAGGCCUCUAGUUUAAUUGUUUUUUAGGGAGUGUCUAUUUAUGGCAAAUUAAUAUUUCCAAGUCUUUGGUGUUGGAUGUCAAAUUUUGAUCUAACAGUCAGUUCACUUUUUUUUUGUAGAAAUCGUGUGGAACUUUAUAUUUA